Messenger RNA from Scatophagus argus, 2696 nucleotides. RefSeq names its product zinc finger protein 668 (gene znf668). NCBI's taxonomy places the organism in Eukaryota, Metazoa, Chordata, Actinopteri, Scatophagidae. The coding region runs from base 144 to 2129 and encodes 661 amino acids. Gene Ontology annotation, molecular function: RNA polymerase II cis-regulatory region sequence-specific DNA binding; DNA-binding transcription factor activity. The transcript is spliced from 2 exons. The record is from RefSeq and is a predicted model, not a curated record. Gene Ontology annotation, biological process: regulation of transcription by RNA polymerase II.
UCGUCAUCAUGGUCCUAGAGCCGUCCCCCAUCCUGCAGCCAGUCAACAGCAACCACCGUGUCUGACAGUAAAUGCAGUCGUGUACCGAGACGUUUUUCCAAGCAUUAUCGACCAACUAUUAAUGCCCUGAUCAAGAUAUAAAAAUGGCCUCUCCUCAGCCUGGCAGCCCUCCUCUUGCAGAGCAAUAUACCCCUCCUGCACAGGAUGAUGAGAGCCAUCAAGAGGAAGGGCUGGAGAGGGAGCAGCCUUCAAAAAAACGCGGCAGAGGCAGGCCUCCCAAAGCCAAACCUUCCUUCAAAUGCUCUACAUGCACAGAAGCUUUCAGGAGUCUGUCAGCUCUGCGAAGCCACAAGCUUUCUGCGCAUGCUAAAGAUCGUCAGCAGCAGCAACACCCGUGUCCUCAGUGUGCCAAAACAUUCUCGAGCAAGGCUCAGCUCUCAAAGCACGAGCGCACUCACUCGGCCCAGCGCCCUUUUCAGUGUCCUGACUGUCACAAGGCUUACAAGACACCCACAGAGCUACGCAACCACAGCCGCUCUCACACUGGGGAAAAACCUUUCGUAUGCACAGAGUGCGGUAAGGCCUUUAUGCAAGCUAUAUGCCUGAGGAUCCAUAUGACACAGCACAGUGGAGAGCGUCCUUAUUCUUGCCGUCAGUGCUCUAAGAGCUAUCCCACCCUAUCUAAACUGAAGGUGCAUAUGCGCUCUCACACGGGGGAGAAGCCAUACUUCUGCGCCGAGUGCGGUAAGAGUUUUGCCGACCCCUCUGUGUUCCGAAAACACAGGAGGAAUCACCAGGGCCAUCGGCCGUACGCUUGUGAUGAGUGCGGGAAAACGUAUACAGAGCUGAAAGACCUGAAAAAUCACGAGCGCUCCCACACUGGAGAAAAACCGUACUUGUGCUCAGACUGCGGCAAGGCCUUUUCCCGCUCCUCCUCCCUGGCCUGCCAUCAGCGCAUUCACUCCCAGAAUAAACCCUAUCAGUGUGAGCAGUGCGGCAAGGGCUUUACCCAACUGUCCUCCUACCAGUCUCAUCUCCGCACUCAUUCUGGUGAGAAGCCGUUCCUCUGCCCACAGUGUGGCAAGAUGUUUUCUGACCCCUCCAGUUUCCGUCGCCACCAGCGAGCCCAUUUGGGUUUCAAGCCUUACCCCUGUGAUAAAUGUUCGAAAAGGUUCCGACAACCCGCAGAUCUGGCUGUGCAUGAACGUGUUCACUCUGGAGAGCGACCUUACAAAUGCCAGAGCUGUGACAAGGCCUUCGUAGCUUCCUGGGAUCUGCGGCGCCACAUGCUUGUCCACACGGGUCUCAGGCCUUUUUCAUGCACAGAGUGCGACAAGUCAUUUGCUGAGCGCUCCAGCCUCAACAAGCACCGCCGUGUGCACUCUGGCGAGAGGCCUUUCAAAUGUGAGGAGUGUUUGAAGUCAUUUGUGGUGUCCUCGAGUCUGCGCAAACACGAGAGAACUCACCUAGCUGAGCACUCUGAGCAGCAGCAGCAGCAACAACAACAACAACAACAGGAGACAGACACUGGGUCAGCAUCCAGCUUUACUGCCCACACAACUCUACCUCAGUUCUCCUGUACUCAGUGCGAUGCUACAUUUGGAAGCUGGGAUGAAGUUCAGGCACACGAAAAUCUCCACUCCAUCGACUCCGCUCCUCCGACAGUUACCAAAAUUGUGCCACUGGGCGCACAUGUUUGUGAAACCUGCCAGGCAGAGUUUGCACAGCUGGCAGACUUGCAGGAGCAUGAGAAGCAGCAUCCCAAGCCGAGGCCUCACAUCUGUAACAGCUGCGGCAAAGGCUUCCUCAACAAAUCUGGACUACGUAAACACCAGAAGAUCCACUCCACCAGCAAACCUCACAGCUGCCCCCACUGUGGUAAAGCUUUUCUGUUUGCUGCUUACCUUCGCAAGCACUUACGGACUCAUGCAGAUGUUCCCCCAGCUGCUCCACAACUCAGUGACAUAAACAUUAUUCAUACUGACCCGCUUCCCUCUCCUCCACCCCCCAGUGAUGUUUCCCCAUCCACUGUUGAGCCCAGCAAUAUAUCCCUGACAGUUCCAGUGACUGUUCCUGUGACCGCUUUUCAGACUCUGCCAGAGUACUUAGUCAAAGAAGAGGGACAUUAAGCUUUUUUUUUUUUAUUAAAAAAAAAAAAUUAUUGCUGUGGAAUUUUAACUUCCACAAAUAUUUAGCCAGUGGCCUUAAAUCUUUUUCGAUGAUGGGUCUGAUUUUGAUAUAAGUGUUAUUUUUCAAGAAAACUUCUUUCUGAAAGUUCAAAGUAAUUUCCUUCAUGUAAACUUUUUGUGCUUUCUCAUGAUAUGUGAAAGAUGCUGCAUAUGAUGGUCAUGGUUUAAAGUAUAUACUGUACUAUAAAUAGCCUGCUAUUGAAUUGUCUGUUUUAGUCUCUUCAUGAAAAUGUGUUACAAACAUUUAUCCUGAUCACUUUAAAAACCUCACUUGAAAUGUUGUUAUUUCAGAUAAACAUGUUUUUAUAAUGUGUUUUUAAUUUCAACUUGUCUUAAAUUCUUUGCUUUUUUUUGAAUUUACAUUUUUCUGCAAGAAACAAUUUGGAACUGUUUUACUGUGCAUUGGUAUCAUCAAAUAACUAUAAAAAACGUCAGUGGCAUAUCGAGAUAUAAAAUAAGCGGAACUGAAUUUUUAUACCAAUAAAAAAAAUGUGCUUAAUGUAAAAA